Molecule: messenger RNA, 2507 nt
Organism: Triplophysa rosa
Lineage: Eukaryota; Metazoa; Chordata; Actinopteri; Cypriniformes; Nemacheilidae
Gene: pxdc1b
Product: PX domain containing 1b
Exons: 5
Coding region: 666-1328 (220 amino acids)
Molecular function (GO): phosphatidylinositol binding
Source: RefSeq, a predicted model, not a curated record
UCUCUCUCUCUCUCUCUCUCUCUCUCUCUGUUGAGUCGUGAAUUCCUCGCAUAGUGUUCUGUGUUGAAGGGAAUGAGAGGGAAGGAGGGGUGUAGAAGACUCAACUUUUGCCUGCAGACGGAAACGCUGUAUUUUUCAUCUCGCUAACAACGGCCUGUUUACUUCGUCUGUUAUUUACUGAUCCAUAUCUGGACGUUAUCUGGCGAUUAACAGCAUCAACGUGGGAUUAAAGUGACUCGGUUAUCGAGACGUAGAGGAAGACUGUGACAGUCCGUUAUAAGUUGUAGACAUUGUAGAAAACUUUUUUCUGCGUAAUUCUGGAUACGCGCAACGUCGUUGGCAGCUGUGCGCCACUCGAAUAGCCUACAAGACUGGUGGUGGAUAUUAAAUACAGGAGAAUAAAUACUUGUGAGUUGCUUAGAGAUGCGCUUUACUUGCUUAUCCGUUUGAGGACGUUACGAAACUGUCAGGUUCCGUUAGGCUUUUUUGCGACAAUAACGCAAAAUGCUUUAUAAUUAAUACGUGUUUUGAAACCUUUUAAUGCGUGUUUUUUCAGUCUCGACCAUGAAACAAUCUGAGUGUCUUUCCUCUGCCUAAAUGUUUUUGGAGUUGGUCGGAAGGAAAAAUCUUCCCCACACAGAAUGCUGGACUGAGGGCGCAGUAAGAUGGCAUCGGCUGUUUUUGAGGGCACGUCCCUGGUCAACAUGUUCGUGAAGGAUUGUUGGGUUAACGGGAUCCGCAGGCUCAUGAUAAGAGGAGAAGAAGAGGAGUUCUUCGAAAUAAGGACCGAAUGGUCGGACAGAAAUGUCCUUUACCUCCACAGGAGCUAUUCAGAUUUGGGAAGACUUUUAAAAAGACUUUUAGAGUGUUUCCCCGAGGACAGACGCGAUUUAUCCAAGUCUCCUCUUAUAGAAGGGCUUGUGAAGAUCAAAGAAGCGAGAGACAUUGAGACCAAGCUAAAUGAAGUGGAGAGGCUGUUGAAGAACGCCAUUAACAUGCCCUGGAAGUUUUCUAGGUCAGAGGUUGUUUUGACAUUUUUUGAACGUUCGCCGCUUGAUCAGGUCCUAAGAAAUGACAACGUUCACAAGAUUCAGCCGUGCUUUCAGAGUCUCGUAAACAUUUCAGAGACCAUUGUGUUUGAUGAGAGCGUUCCCCUGGACAAAGAGAGACCUUCCUCCACUGACUCAGCCCAGCAUUCGUAUGAUGAGGACGGAAGAGAAUCUCUGGAUCCUGUGGACCAAGACCUGAGCGAUGAUGAUCCAGAAGCCUACGUCACCAACCUGUCUUACUAUCACCUUGUUCCCUUUGAAACAGACAUCCUGGAGUGACUGUACUUACAGGAGGUGUACAGAAAUUCCACAUGUAUGCAGAUGCCCUGUUUAGACGCUUAUGCUGCAGCAGUCUUUAUCAUGACAGGAUGGCCAAAUGCAGAGAUAACCACUUCAACAACUUCCUGGCUGCUUCUAUUCUGAUUGGCUGGCCUGAGCCCACAGUGAUACUGUAAUCACCCACGUGCCUCAAUGUUUAACACAGUCAUGCUGCUGAUCAAAAAACAUAAUAGGAACAAGCAGAAAAUAUAAGGAAGAAUGGUGCUAUUCUUGGUGUACAGAUUUGAGAAGAGCCUUUUUUUUGGAAGUCUGGGCUGCAUUGACUGUUUUAGGAAUUCAUCUUGCUGUUUUUUCGAGGACUGAUUCCAGGAAAACAUGCUUAAAAAUUUUCUGACAAUCUGGUGAUGGAGAUGGAUGUUCUUUUUUCAAAUGCUCAUUGCAAAAGAAGACUAUUGCAAUUGUAAUGAAACGUAUCAGAACUUAUAAUGUGGAUUGACACAGGCACAGAUGUUUUUGAGCAGAGGUCUCUUUCACAAUAGGCAUUUAAAGAGGCACAUCCCAAUCUUCAGGAGAUCAAUACGUUUUUCAGUGACCGUUAUUAAACUUUGCAUUAAAACCCUCAGAUCUUAAAUUUUGGAUUCUCCAUUGUUUUCUGGUCAGAUUUGUUCUGUUGAACUGUACGAAUUACUUUUCAUAUUAAAAUGCAAAUCACAAUCCACUGUUGUACUAAUCAUAACAACCAUUUCUGCAAAACAUGUGAAUUUGCAAAAUUAAAAUCUUUCCAGCUUUGUGGGUUUAGCUCAAAGCUGUAGCUUGAAUCACUCAGACAAGGAGAAAGUGUUGUUUGGAAGGCAUCCAAAGGUCUCUCUUCACUAUGCAACAGCUCCAUCUCACUGAGGGGAGGGGGGGUGCAGUCCUGAGCGAGCCCCCCGGGGUUAGCUCGCCACUCAAACAAGCAGCAUCUUUAUUCUAAGAAAACAAAUGCCCAUUUUGUAGAACCAAGCACAACUUGUGUCUGUGUAUUUUUUUAAAUUCAUGUUGACUUAUCUAUGUACCAAAGUGUUCAUGAAGGUGUGAUCUUGUUUACUUGUGACUGCCACUGACAGUGAACAUUGCAUGGCACGUGCUAAAUUAUGUAUAUAUAUUUUUUCUGACGUCUCAUAAAUGCCAGCCAUGAGA